GCUUUAUUUUCUAAAAUUUGAUUGAAGCGUUUGUUGUCUAACAAAACAAUUUAAAAUAGGUACAGAAAUAUUUCAUUUUAAUAAAAUUUUCGGUGUAAAAGAUAUGGUACGAGCAAAGGGGUUCUCUGUUGAAAAGGUUCUAGAUAAACGAAUAACAGCAGAAGGUAAAAUAGAAUACUUGCUUAAGUGGAAAGGAUACACAGAUGAAGAUAAUACUUGGGAACCGGAAGAAAAUUGUAACUGUCCUCAGCUUAUAGCAAAAUUCGAAGAGGAUCGCCAAAAACCAUCAAAAAAUCGGACAAACCAAAAACCGAAAAUUGAAGAAAUAGAAAAGCCUAGGGGAUAUGAUCGCGGUUUGGCAAUUAAAAGAAUAUGUGGAGCAACAGAUUGCACUGGGGAUAUUUUAUUCUUAAUUGAGUGGGAAGAUUGUGAGGAAUUAGACUUAAUUCCAGCAUUAAUAGUUAAUGAAAAGGAUCCUGAGACUGUAAUUGCCUUUUAUGAACAAAGAUGUCCUCUUUCUAAGAAGGCUAAAGACCGAAUGAAACCGUUGUCAGACGAGUACGCGAAUAAAGCUGGAGUUGCCAAAUUUGCAUGGUAAAUCCUUCAUUAUUUGUUUUAAAAAAAAGUAAAAUUUUAAGAGAUAACAUUUAUUGAAAUAUACACAAAAUUUAAUAAAACAAACUAAGAAAAAAAUUUUUA
Messenger RNA from Condylostylus longicornis, 699 nucleotides. RefSeq names its product chromobox protein homolog 1 (gene HP1c). Gene Ontology annotation, cellular component: nucleus; pericentric heterochromatin. Gene Ontology annotation, biological process: chromatin organization; negative regulation of transcription by RNA polymerase II. Lineage: Eukaryota; Metazoa; Arthropoda; Insecta; Diptera; Dolichopodidae. The coding region runs from base 104 to 598 and encodes 164 amino acids. The transcript has 2 exons. Gene Ontology annotation, molecular function: chromatin binding. The record is from RefSeq and is a predicted model, not a curated record.